Brassica napus (rape) is the source of this 1530-nucleotide messenger RNA. RefSeq lists its product as uncharacterized. The transcript has 3 exons. The record is from RefSeq and is a predicted model, not a curated record. The coding region runs from base 1 to 1530 and encodes 509 amino acids. NCBI's taxonomy places the organism in Eukaryota, Viridiplantae, Streptophyta, Magnoliopsida, Brassicales, Brassicaceae.
AUGACGAUCUACGCUGACAAAGACAAGCAAACGCACGACGGGACUUCCGUCAAUGCCAACGCUGACAGAACUCCAGCUGGAAACGUAUCCACGGUCACUAUGAACGCCGUGAUACUGGACCAGAUGAAAGAAAUGUUCGCCUCCGCUCAGAAAAAGUCGGACGAACAAGGAAAGCUCGUGGCCUCUCUUGCAAAACAGGUGGAAUCCUUAACGGCGAAGGGCAAGAGUAAAAACCCGUGUGGGGCCACAAGAGCCCGCAGCGGUAGAAGACUCGAUUUCGAGACUCCAAGCGAUCGGGCCCCACGGGCAGACAAGGAUUCUUUAGGUCAGAACCCUGACGAAACAGUCCCGCCUGGAGCACAACCGACCACGGAGAAUCUUUCACCUCCCGCCGGGAGCAACAAAGGAGGCGAUUUCAAGCGGAUCGAUCUGGACAUAAGUGACCAGUCCGAUCACUCGGACGGAGGUGCCGACGAAGAACUGGCCAAGAAUCAGGCUCGGAUCCACCGCAGCCAACAGGCUCGCAAGGCUGCUAGAAAUCCUGAUGAGAUCCAUGAUCUCCGCGAGUACAUCGCAAAAACUGAGGCAGAAGUCAAGGCGGUAAAGUCGCAGAUUUACCACGCGACAAGCGCUGCACCCGAGAUCGACAGACUUCUCGAGGAAGCGCGGAAAACUCCGUUCACUUCCCGAAUCACGGAAACUAACAUCUCAGAUCCUGGGAAGAUCAAAAUUCCCGUCUACAAUGGAACCACCGACCCGAAGGCGCAUUUGCAGUCUUUCCUGAUCGCGAUGGGAAGGGAAACCUCAGACGUUGACCUUUGGAGUCUAUUUCAAAGAGAAGACGAACCACUCCGCGAAUUCAUGAACAGGUUCAAGUUGGUAAUGGCAAGAGUCACUGGAAUCAGCGACAAAGUGGCUAUCGACGCUUUGCGGAAAACUCUCUGGUACAGGCCGAAACUCCGGCAAUGGAUAUCCCUUGAAAAACCGAGAAAAAUCCAGGACGCUCUUCACAAGGCAACAGGCUUCAUCAUAAUGGAAGAAGAGAUGAAAGUCCUCUCCCAGAAGUACAACCCGCAGAAGACGUCCGCGAGAAGAAAAAACCCUCGUAACGACAGGUAUGUCCACCACGAGGGAGAAGACCUCCAGGGCGAGCAUAAUUACGUUGUCAACUCCGAACAGGGAAAGACUUCCGGAAAUACCUGGACCAGGAACCAGUUCAAGGAUAAUUCCUAUUGCGAGUUCCACCAGACCAGAGGUCAUUCCACUAUGAACUGCAAGGUUCUCGGCGCAAGGCUUGCUGCGAAGCUCCUCACCGGCGAAAUUUCGAAGGUCACAGGCAUAAAAGACCUCCUCAUGGAUUCCGAUCGCCCUCCCAAAACUGAUAAAGAGUCCCCCGAAAAUGACACCCGCGAAAAUCAGUCGGGCGAGAAACGCGGAAGGAGGCAAGAUGACCGAGGAAACGCCAGCAACCGUCGAACGGUGUGCAUGAUCAUCGGGGGAUCGCAAUUCUAUCGCGAUUCGAUCUCGUGA